This is a messenger RNA of Wyeomyia smithii (pitcher-plant mosquito), 1122 nucleotides long. RefSeq names its product calponin homology domain-containing protein DDB_G0272472-like. Bases 190 to 972 code for a protein of 260 amino acids. The record is from RefSeq and is a predicted model, not a curated record. Lineage: Eukaryota; Metazoa; Arthropoda; Insecta; Diptera; Culicidae. The transcript is spliced from 3 exons.
UGAGAUGCAAAACGACAACUGUCAAAAAAUACGGUACAAACCAAACAAGCAAAGUUGAGGACGUUUGUCUUUCUAGACGAAAAAUACUAGGAAAAACGGACUAAAGUUGUGCAAAACUCGAAUUGUACAUACUGCUAACAACCUUGUUAGUCAUUUUGGUGAAUUGAAUUAAAACAAACUAGCAAACAGAUGGAAUUCGACUGGGACAACAUUAGCAUCGGCGAUCCCGGAUUGAACAACUCCGGGAGCUUUUUCUUCCGAGCGAUAAAGAGUGAAAAACAAAUGCUGGACCCAUCAUCGAUAAAAAUGGAACAGAUUGACAUCAAACGCGAGCAGUCCCCGGAACCAUGUUCAAGUUUAGACCUGGCUGAAUCCGGCCGCACCGAAACUAUAAGAGCACAGAUGAAAAAGGCCGCCCAGCCAAAAGUCCGCUCGGAGGAAACGUACGAUCGAGCGUACCGUUAUGCUCAGGCCUACGAACAAAAGCGCCAAGCGCUGCGUGAAAAGGAAAACAAACAACUGCAGGAAAUGAAGAAAUUCCACGCCCGCCCUGCGCCGAAUUUUCGCCAAACGGCGCUGAAAAAGGAGAACAGUGAACCGAAAUUCACCAUCCCAACCACACCGAAACAGAUGAAACCGGAGCGGUUGAAAAAAGCGGCCGAACUGGCUAAGAAACAGCAAGAGCGAACGAAAGAUCCCGAACCGGCCAAAUUUCGAGCACAUGAUGCCAAGGUCCUAAAGGAGCAACCAUUCAGGCCAGAACUGCCUAAAACUGUGCUCCCGCAGGCACCAUUCAACCUUCGUAUGUCGGCUCGGCUGCAGGAACGCAAACAAUUCGAUGCCGAACUGCAAAAGGCCAAAGAGGAGAAAGCGCGCCGCGAAGCGGAAGAACGCCGGGUAGCAGAGGAACGAGAGCUGAAGCUGCUGCGCAAGCAGAAAGAAUUCAAGGCCAACCCGAAUCCGUUCAAAUGAAUUUUUGCUAGAGAUUUGAUAUACAUUUCUGUCUUUAGUUUUUUUUUUAUAUAUAAGUUGCUCUGUGAGAUUUUAUGUUCUUGUGUAUUUUACAUAAAAAUAGUCAAUAUUCAAUCAUAAAUUGCUGUGCGCCAUUUACUUCAAUAUGAA